AUGGCGUCUCAACGGUUUGUGGUUGCUUUGCAUUCGUUCCCUGGGAAAAGCAGUGACGAACUGCCAUUGAUUGAAGGGAAUAAGUACCUGCUCGUGAAAAUGGACGAGGAAUUUGGUGAUGGAUGGUGGGAGGCAGAAGAUCAAAAAGGAAACCGAGGUAUUUUUCCCGCCUCACAUGUCGAAUUAGUGACUGACGAGGUUACUGAUCACGAUAAUGCUCGUAAUGACAAGGCAGAUGUGUCUAUCUCUACUACGGAACUUACUGAUUCUUCUAGCUCCCACUCAAAUUUAACAGACUUGGAAGAACCUAUCACCAAGUUAGAAUCUCAUAUUAACCAGCCUCGCCCUGAUCACAACGGAGCAACAAAACCAGGAAGCGUUUCGUCUAGCCUUCAUAAUGAUCGUCCAUUUCCUCUCCCCUUAGAUAGAAGAGAGUCAUCCAAUUCGCAAAAAGAUUAUUUCAACAGUCAUUUAAUUUCUUCACAUUCUAGCUCACAUUCUAAGCAGAAUACUAAUCGGUCUCCCUCUAAUUCGCCUGACAUAGCCAACGCAUCUCCCAAUAACGAUCCUAUGCGCAAAACUAUUGAUGACAUUGAAAGCGCAUUACAAAACUUAUCGACUGCUGAAGUUGACCAUAGUGAUACUUCCCCCCUUCCUAUUUUAAAUUAUGGAUCAACGUCCUCUCUUGGUCUUUCUGAAAAGAUUCAAAAUCUUCCUAAUUGGUCUACAGGAGAGGUUAUAGACUGGCUAAAAAAUGCGGGUCUUGGUUCUGUAGCUCCUAAUUUUUUGGAGAAUGAAAUCACUGGUGAGAUUUUACUUAAUACGGAUUCUAGUGUUUUAAAGGAACUAAAUAUCGCUUCUUAUGGAAAACGAUACGAAGUUUUACGUAAAAUUCAACAGCUUAAAGACACCUACCAACAAACUCUCUCUGAAAAUUACCCAGAUUUUCCUGAUAGCUAUUCUGCAUCCCCUAGUCCUGACAUUAUGUCUCCAGGUGUUAAUCAACCCACAGCAGACUUUGGCGACCCAACUUUUGUUCCAUCCUCUUCUAAUUUUGAUUCGAACAAUGAAUCCAGCGCUAGUUCAAAUCGAAUGAGUGUGCUUCCUACUUUGUCUCAUAUGUUAGUUUCUCCUGAUCUUGAAGAUAAUCCAGUUGCUAAACAUGGGCAAUACAUCCCUCCAUUGUCGACAAGCCGUACUCGAGGAGAAAAUAGAAUCCCUCCUCUUGUGAAACCACGUAGCGCAUCUCGCUUGUCUUCUUCUGCCCCUUCAAAUUCGGCUUCACCUGUCACUAAGCGACCUUCACCUUCAAACUCCUCUCAUUCAACUCAAGGUUCUUCUCGUUUAGCACAGAUGCAAGGCAUGGCACCAGCAAAUGCUGAACAUGCUACUGGUUAUAAUAACUCUUCUUCUUUAAAUCCAUCAACUAAUCCCACGUUGUAUACUCCCCAACCUUCAACCACGUAUACCCAGUCUUCUAACGUUAUACAACCAAAGGGCAAGACGAAGCCAUCUGGUCUGACAAGGUUACAAACAGAUACAUUAGAAGCAUCCUCUUCAUCGGUGCCAACCCAAACUCCCUCACCGUCUACUAAAUCUGGAGGACCUACCAUAAUAAGCCCUCUAACUUCAGUUGCUUCCCCAAGGCCUUUACCAACCUCUACACCGCAAAAUUCGCCUUCUCUUAGCAACGCAAAGAGUCCUUCAAGUACGAAAAAGCCGCUUGUACAAAAAAUGUUAUCUGCUACUAGCGGCAAGUCGUCAUUCGAAAACAGCCAAAAGACACCUAACUUGAAAAUAUCCACCCCCACAUCAUUACCUUCUUCAGUUUCGGACGCACGUGGUAGUACUACGCCUUUGGGGAAGGAACCGAUUGGAAAACGAAAAUCGAAACGUGAUAUCUUUGGAAGACAGAAAAUAUUACCUACUGGUAUCAGCGAAGGGCUCACAGAUAUUCCAGUCAAUGAAGCAAUCAAGACUGCAGAGUGCCACGGUUGGAUGCGUAAACGAAGUGAUCGUUACGGUGUAUGGAAGGCAAGGUAUUUUGUUUUGAAGGGUACUAGACUUUCCUAUUAUCACUCUUUGAAUGAUACUUCUGAAAAAGGAUUGAUUGACAUAACUUCGCAUCGUGUUUGCAAGGUUGAAGAUAUGGUUUUAAGUGGUGGUAAAACCGCUAUUAAAUUAGCACCACCGGCACCCGGUGCAGCUAAGGCUGCUGUGAUGUUCACUCCUCCAAAGGUACAUUAUUUUAUUUGUGAUAAUAAGGACGAUAUAAAUCGAUGGUCGUCUGCAUUCUUGAAGGCUACGGUCGAACGCGAUAUGUCAGUCCCUGUAUUAACGACAUCCAGAAUGCAAACUAUUUCUCUGAAUAAAGCUAAGGAACUUCGUACCCGACCUCCAUCACUAUUGGUAGAUGAACAAGCAGUGCCGGACCUGACCUCCUCUAUAGGUUUGAGGAAAAAUGCUAAGCAAAAGGGUAAAGAGCCAAUAAGACAGAUUGCGAAGUAA
Messenger RNA from Schizosaccharomyces cryophilus OY26, 2508 nucleotides. Its product is annotated as boi family protein. Lineage: Eukaryota; Fungi; Ascomycota; Schizosaccharomycetes; Schizosaccharomycetales; Schizosaccharomycetaceae. The record is from RefSeq and is a predicted model, not a curated record. The coding region runs from base 1 to 2508 and encodes 835 amino acids. Gene Ontology annotation, cellular component: early endosome; recycling endosome; trans-Golgi network. Gene Ontology annotation, molecular function: protein binding. Gene Ontology annotation, biological process: retrograde transport, endosome to Golgi; endosome organization; receptor recycling. The transcript has 2 exons.